UGAUCACCGCCUGGUACAUUGGGUUCCUGGUGCUCAUCUUCGCCUCCUUCCUCGUCUAUCUGGCCGAGAAGGACGCCAACUCCGACUUCUCCUCCUACGCGGACUCGCUGUGGUGGGGAACGAUUACACUGACAACCAUCGGCUAUGGUGACAAGACGCCUCACACGUGGCUGGGCAGGGUUCUGGCUGCCGGCUUCGCCUUACUAGGCAUCUCCUUCUUUGCCUUGCCUGCCGGCAUCCUCGGCUCCGGUUUUGCCCUGAAGGUGCAGGAGCAGCACCGGCAGAAGCACUUCGAGAAGCGGAGGAUGCCAGCAGCCAACCUCAUUCAGGCUGCAUGGCGCCUAUACUCCACCGACAGGAACCGGGCCUACCUGACAGCCACCUGGUACUACUACGACAGUAUCCUCCCAUCCUUCAGAGAGCUGGCCCUCUUGUUUGAGCACGUGCAACGGGCCCGCAAUGGGGGCCUACGGCCCCUGGAGGUGCGGCGGGCGCCAGUACCCGACGGAGCGCCCUCCCGUUACCCGCCCGUUGCCACCUGCCACCGGCCGGGCAGCGCCUCCUUCUGCCCUGGGGAAAGCAGCCGGAUGGGCAUCAAAGACCGCAUCCGCAUGGGCAGCUCCCAGCGGCGGACAGGCCCCUCCAAGCAGCACCUGGCACCGCCGUCAAUGGCCACCUCCCCGAGCAGCGAGCAGGUGGGUGAGGCCACCAGCCCCACCAAGGUCCAGAAGAGCUGGAGCUUCAAUGACCGCACCCGCUUCCGGGCCUCUCUGAGACUCAAACCCCGAGCUUCUGCUGAGGAGGGCCCCUCCGAGGAAGUAGCAGAGGAAAAGAGCUACCAGUGCGAGCUCACGGUGGACGACGUCAUGCCUGCGGUAAAGACGGUCAUCCGCUCUGUCAGGAUCCUGAAGUUCCUGGUGGCCAAAAGGAAAUUCAAGGAGACGCUGCGACCCUACGACGUGAAGGACGUCAUCGAGCAGUACUCGGCAGGGCACCUGGACAUGCUGGGCCGGAUCAAGAGCCUGCAGGCUCGGGUGGACCAGAUUGUGGGAAGGUGCCCCGGGGACCGGAAGGCCCGGGAGAAGGGCGACAAGGGGCCCUCGGACACGGAGGCGGCGGAUGAAGUUAGUAUGAUGGGACGCGUGGUCAAGGUGGAGAAGCAGGUGCAGUCCAUCGAGCACAAGCUGGACCUGCUGCUGGGCUUCUACUCGAGGUGCCUGCGCUCGGGCACCUCGGCCAGCCUGGGCACCGUUCAAGUGCCGCUUUUAGACCCCGACAUCACCUCGGACUACCACAGCCCUGUGGACCACGAGGACAUCUCCGUCUCCGCACAGACGCUCAGCAUCUCCCGCUCGGUCAGCACCAACAUGGACUGAGGGGCUUCUCAGCGUCGGGACUGCACUCGGCCAGCCCCUCGGCCUGGCGCUCGGACCCGCCCCCGGAGGCCUCGGACUCUUCUCUUACUUGAACUCGCUCCCUCGCGGGGAGGGAGGCCACGUGCAGUAUUGAGCUGCCUGGGUGGGCGAGAUACCCGCUGUGGGUGCCAGCGACCCGCCCCACCUCAGGAGUGUGAGAUGCCAGGCCGCAUAGAGGGCAGCAGCAGCACUGCCCCGCGACCUCUGGGCCCCCAGUGCCCUGCCCGUUCCAUCAAGGCCCCACCCGGCCCGCCUGGCAGGGGCACUGUCCCAGGAGUGAGAGCAGGUCGCUGGGGCUCUGAGUUAUGAACCAGCUUCCAGCUAUGCAAGGUGAGGUCUCUUGGCCCGCCCUUUGGACAGAGCAGGGAAGCCCUCCCGCCAAGUCCCCGCCCCCUUGGGGGUGGGCCCAAGGUGCCCUCACAGGUACCCACAAGCACAGGACCCUGCCAUUAGGCAGGUGGGCACCAUAUAUGCAAACUAUGUUAAAUAUGCAACUUUGGGGACCCCCAUGGGGUCCCUCUGCCCAUCCCUCAUCAGGAGAUGGGCCCCCAGCAGUAGCUGGUCUCAGGCUGCUUGGCCAUGGUCCCCAUUUACACUCUUUGGCUUAUCACCCCCCCUCCCCCCACCCAGCAUGGGACCUGUUUCUCCCUUGCCUCCUCCAAGAGCAGUGCCUGGGCCUUUCUUCUCUUUUUCAGUGUCCCCUCCCAGGAGCUCCCUCUUCCUGCCAGAUGUCCAUGCCCCUUUUUGGCCCUCCAUUCAUUCAUAUUUGACAGCACAUGUUUCUGUGUUCUCCCCCAAAUCUCCCAUAAUGCUCCCAUGUCACACAAACAUGUCCCUUUAGUUUCCCCAGACAUGCAGAAAGUCUCUCACAGUCACACUGACAUACACAAUUAAACACACAUGGAGAUAUGAGCACAGAGCCACUUAGCCUUUCUGGGGCCUCUGCAGCUGAUGCCAGUGGACUGGCCUUGCAGGAUGAUGUCCACUAAGUGGUGCCCCCCACUCCAUCCAAGUAGGAGAGGGAGCUCUGAAGUGACUGCCGGUCUCUCCAGGCCCCACCCCAGAGCUUUACUAGCUCCAUUUUCUCAAGAAGAUCUACUCCUCACUGGUCCAGGAGCCCUAACUGCUGCCUCUGUGUGUCCCCAAGGGCCCUCCUUGAUGUCCCCACAGCACAACUUAGGCCUAGGCCUCUGGGGCCUGGAGGGCAUUGGAAAGACCCCAGGCCCUUCUCUAGGUGGAUACCAAGCCCGCUUUUAUCUAGGCAUCACUAUAACUCCCAGAGAGAAAAAUAAUGCACCCAGCAACUACCAUUGUUCAGGCACCAACUGUGCAUCUGGCACUCACACGCACUGUUUCCUCUCUUUCCAUACCCCUUUUCACUUUAAUUGGCAGUCCUAUAUUGGCAUAAGCCCCCAUCCACUCCAGGCCCCCAGCACCUCUUUAGUAUCCCUACACCUUUGUCCCUCUUCUGCAAAGCUAUUGGAGGUGGCAGGAGAGUGAUAGGUAGUGGGGUACCAGUUAAAAGGGGGUUCAUGCCCAGCUGCCUGCAUCUCAUGACUGGGGACCUGCAUGCACCAGCGCCAGGGCUGGGGUUGGAUCUUGCUCAGCCCCAUGGUGCCCAGCCUCUGCCCAACAUGCCCUCUGCAUGUCACCAUCAUGCCCUGGAUGAAGCCUAUCCUGGCUUACCUCACCUGCACUGCACUGUCCCCAGAGAGCCACCCCUUGGCCCCUCAGAGACAGAGCUGUGGAGAGGGGCAGGAGAAUGGGAUUACCCUAUGACCAAAGGAGACUGGGGAAGAAGCCCUCGCUCCUUCCACAAUCAAGGUUCCCCACCAAACUGGUUCUCAGAUAUGCAAGUACCUCACUUUGUUAACUUAUUAACUUAUUGGUUUCAUUAAAGUUUUCUGUAGGAGG
This is a messenger RNA of Miniopterus natalensis, 3329 nucleotides long. Lineage: Eukaryota; Metazoa; Chordata; Mammalia; Chiroptera; Miniopteridae. The record is from RefSeq and is a predicted model, not a curated record.